This is a messenger RNA of Cylindrotheca closterium, 1191 nucleotides long. The record is from the annotation of a GenBank genome assembly. Lineage: Eukaryota; Bacillariophyta; Bacillariophyceae; Bacillariales; Bacillariaceae.
AUGACUUCGUUUAUCUUUCUUUGCACAAUGAUGCUUUCAGCGACCCAAUUGGAAGCUUUUACUCCAUUGGCACUGCAAACCAAGAGACUUUACGCAAACCCUCUAUACGUAGUGGAAGUCGAGCAGGAAAUUCAACCAGAGAAUUUGAAGGAACCUGAAUCCAUUCAAGUCCCAUUGAAGUUUAUUGGGCCAUACCCUACUAUGGGGCUUCGUUUUCCCAACUUGGCCACCAAGAAUCAAAAGGCACAAAACAAGACUGGCAUUAGUUUGGAUUUCGUACUUGACACUGCUGCCAAUACCAAUACGAUAAAUGCCCAAGUUGCUUCAGAACUAGAACUCGAGGUGGUGGGCGAGGCAUUACCUGGGUUGUCCUCAGCUGGAGCAAUGCAAGGUGGACAAACCUAUAUGCUGGGAGAUUCACAGCUGGAAGGAAUCCAAAUGAAAGAAGAGAUGGGAGAAGACGGUAUUUUUAUGCAAAAUCUGACAGCAUCCGCACUGCCAAUCGCCAGUCCAGCCUCAGCAGGUUUGCUCAGUCUUCCAUUCUUUUACUGCUUUGAGGGAGGUGUCGAGUUUUCCUGGGGCUCCUCAGCCUUGAAAGACGGAAUGCCGGAUCCUGCCUCGAUUACGUUUUAUGGAGACGAGGAAACGGCAGUGACAAAAGCACUACCCGGAAUGACGCGCGUGCUUAUUGAUCCAAUUCCUGUAACACAGUUGCCAAGUGUCAUGUUGAAUAUCAAUGGAAUGAAAGUACCUGCCUUGUUAGAUACUGGAUCCCCCAUUACCGUUCUAAACUCAGAGGCUGCCAGACAAGCUGGAAUCGCGACCAUCCAAUUACCACCUGAUGGAGAAGAGAAGUCAAAUAACCCCUUUGCUGCAUUUGCUAAUCGGUUCAAGAACGCCCAAGCAGCGGCCAAAGCAGCUGCCAAUGGAGAUCUUCUUACAAUCGCUGGCAGCGAUGGCAAGCCCACGAAUCUUUUGAAAUCCACAUCAACAUUCGAUCUGUCCUUGUCUGGUGAUUCAGAAGAUGUCAGUUUCGGUAGUGGCCACAUUUAUGUAGGCGACAUUCCAGGGCUGGCAGCCUUGAAUGGGAUUGGAGUAGACUCUCCACCAGCUGCCGUAUUGGGCAUGGACGUGUUGAGAAAGCGACCUAGGAUGUUUCUUCGUGCAAGAGACCAAGAAGUUUACUUCUAA